This is a messenger RNA of Aspergillus niger, 1653 nucleotides long. RefSeq lists its product as hypothetical. The record is from RefSeq and is a predicted model, not a curated record. NCBI's taxonomy places the organism in Eukaryota, Fungi, Ascomycota, Eurotiomycetes, Eurotiales, Aspergillaceae. The transcript has 11 exons. The coding region runs from base 1 to 1653 and encodes 550 amino acids.
AUGAGUGGGAGGUCACAUUCACCACCCUAUGCUCGAUCGCUAGACUGCCCAGUCGGUCGAUCAAUGCAAACCAUUGAAGCCUUUUACCAUAAGGAAACCCGAAAACCAGUCUUGCUUUUGGCGCGUAGCAAAUGCGAUCGACAGCAUUGUGGUGCUCGUCGCCUUCGGAAGCGGGCUGGCUUAGCACCUAGUGCGAAGGACUCAGCAGAACCCUGGAUAGUUAGAUCAAUCGAAUCACCAGUGCUGAGGUCUGGAGAUGGAGGUGAGCAUUUGGCGAUCGGCCUCUGGGCAUCAUCCUUCCCAGCAGGAUUCGGGGCUGUGCGGAUGAGUGAGCAUAUUGCCAAGACUGACUCUAGGACCAUGAUGAGAUGGUUCUUCCAACAUCAAAAUGACACUAGCCGGGAACCCGGUCUGGCCCCGAUGAAUAUCAGGUUUCUGGCAUUGGUUUCGAACCCUGCCGAGAUUAGAUGUCCCUAUUCCUCCAGGGACUUCCAACUCUUUCUGUCCCCGAUUAAUGGAAUAUCCAAGCCCCCAGCUGCGUAUAAUCCGACCGUACACUCACGGAGAAAUCCGAAGCCGAUAAGAUGUCCCAGCGAUGUUGUCAGUUUAGGCGACUGGAUGAAAAAAUCUGCGCAUGCAAGCAGCAGCCAGGAACUGAAUUUUUUCUUCCGCAGUGCACAUGUGGCAUUGGGUUUUUUCAGCCUGCAGCGUCUGAUUCAUGUCUGCGACCAAGUGAAGCAGUCGACUGCUUCUGCCUACGUAAUGGCGGCGCUACCAGCGUUGCCGGAAUUAACUCGCAUGAACUACAGAGUCAUUCAACUUCGCUUCGGCGGCAAUAUUAUUAAGGAUUGUGGUGAAAUUUGGAAGAACCUCUCCCAUCGUAGUAAGGGUUGUGAUGAUCCUGGUUUGCCUGGCAAUGUGCGGCAUGUCAGCACGAUGCACACGUUGAGGGAUCCAGAUGCGACCGUGGCUCAUAGGUGGGAUGGUGGCCUAGACAGUUUUGCAACAAGCUUUCUGUGUGAAAGAAUCGAAGAAUCGCGAAGCAUUUCUGAGGCCGGGCUGGAGCCUGGACCUGGAACCACAAAAACUCAAUCGGAAUAUUGUCUGGUAGGGGCCAAGGGCAGAAGGAUGGUCUGGCACUCAUUCUGUGACCCGGAUUGUGUCAGCGUUUCUUGGGCUGAUAACGGCCAGACUGGCCGCCCAGUUAGAAACCCUCGACACAGUGUAGUCCGACAUCCCGACGGGGCCAGUGGCAAUGCAGCCGAACCGGGGUCGGCAGGACAAGGCAUGACGCCGAUCUGGCGACUCGCUGAAGGGUACGUGGGCCACCUGGAGUGGGGAGGGGAUCCGGGACAUGCCCACUCACAGAAAAAAAGAAAAGAAAAGAAAGAAAUCCCUGGUCGUGCCGAAACACAAGGACCAAUGUUCGCCCCAUUUGCUGGCCCGACAUCAGACUUUUUUGGUACCUUGGCAGUAGUUGAUGGGAACCCACGGAUGUACCGUUAUAGCGGUAAAGUCCGCCAGGGAUCACCACCAUCAGCAUACACAGCUAUUAUACCCUCCACAUCCAGCGCGGUUGCCCAUUAUCGAAUGACAGAGGGUGUACUGACGAGGCCCGCCUCCACCUCACCCAAUCAUGCUAUCCUGAUAUGA